CGGGGCCUGAGAGAGGCGCGCCGCCGCGAGAAGUGUUGCUAAUGAGUGUACGCCGUACGAUGGAGAAGCCAUGACGCAUCCGUCGCAUCAAACGAACGGCGCUAGCCUGGAGGACUGCCACACGAAUUUCUUCGCACUGACGGACCUCUGCGGCAUCAAAUGGAAGAAGCUCGUGUGGGGCGAAGUGGCUGGCGAUUUCGGGGGCACUCCCCUCGAGGACCCGGUAUUGUCGAGCUUCUCGCGGUGCCUCGCGGGUGACAUUCUCUGCGUGUGGCGACGGGUGGCCGCUACACCGGCCACCUCUGGCCCAGCAACCGCCUCGGCAACUGGAGCUGGUAUCUUCGACCUGGGCAUCGCACCCUCGCCCGCGCCACCACCCCUCUCCCUUACUGCCGCGAAGGAACUUUGGAUCUUCUGGUAUGGCGAGGAACCUGAUCUCUCCGGUCUCGUAUCACCGGAACUCAUCGCGUGUGAAAGUGAACAAGGUUCUUGGGAAAGUGGAUUAUCGUAUGAAUGCCGGUCACUUCUUUUCAAGGCUCUACAUAACUUGAUCGAACGGUGCUUGCUAUCUCGUGAUUUUGUUCGCCUAGGAAAGUGGUUCGUACAACCUUAUGAUGGAUUCGAGAAACAUCGUUGCAGUAGUAGCCAUUUGUCAUUCUCGUUUGCAUUUUUUGUGCAUGGAGAAAGUACUGUAUGUGCAAGUGUCGAUGUCAGGCAGCAUCCUGCUGUACGACAUCUUACAAGAACUUGCUUACAACGUACUCAAACCACCCAGUCUGGUGUUAAAGUGAUAUUAGCUCCUUACGGACUAGCAGGCACAUUGACAGGUCCAGUCGGACGUACAGAUAGUCAGCUUCUUGAAGAAUGGAAACAUUUUUAUCCAAUCAACGGCAGUAAUGUAGAAGCAGGACUUCCAUCAUUAGUAGAAGUGCUUGUUGGUGGUGUUCGCAUGCGUUACCCUUCGUGUUAUGUCCUAGUCACAGAUAUGGACGACACUCCAUCUGAUACUCCUCUUUCUCCACCAAAUAGUCCUGCUAGCUAUGAACAUCCUCUUCUGAGUCAGCAGGAGUUACGAUCGGCUACAGAAUUACCAGAACGUGUAUGGGCAGAAUGUACUUUGAAUUCACCGAUUUCUGCUUCCAAGACAGAAUCUUCCACAGAAUCUGGAACCUGGACCUUCAUUGAUCCAACACAAAAGUCUUCCUGUACCUGUUCAAAGUAUGCCACCCCCGGGGGUUGGAAGAGCCUGGCCUCCUCUCAGGUUCAGAGGGAGAGAGUAGAUAAAGGUGGACGGAGGGUCGUACCGUUUCAUCGACGCUCUACCACCCAGUGGGAUGCUUGUCCCUCUGUCCCUGCUAAUGCCCCCAGGUCUGUAUUGAACAGAACAGAAGCGCCGAGUACACCACCGGGCGGACCUCCUUCUUACUCAAGGGGACCACCAACAGGAGGAGAUUGUCUACCAGUUCCAUCUGUUGGCUCACCAGGAUCUCCUGCACCUUCACCUCUUCCAACUCCACAUUCCGAGCCAGCAUCGGUUCCACCAGCAGAGCCUACAAUGCCUACUCUUAGUCCUCAACCACCACCCAGUCACACAAACACUGCCCCACCAUUAACCCCCUCCCAAGGCCCAAAAUCAACUUCCUCUGCAUGCAAUAAUCAAGUACAUAGUCCAGCUCCUGGACCAACAUUAAAACGACCAGUCUUAGCCCCUAGAGAAUGUGAGGAUAUAUAUUUAGAAAACGAACAGUCAUUACAUUGGCUCUAUGAUUAUUCAACACAAGAAGCAUGGCUCAAUCACCCUGUAAAACGUUUUAAGGAAUCUAAUACCAGUCCAGUCAAUGUACGGAGCAAUACUUUGUAUCCACCAAUGAAUUCUCAGGUUCCUCAGUCUCAAACGCCCAAACUAGAGAUUAAACAGGAACCAAAUGUCAAUGUUGGAGAUUGCAUUGGAAGAAGAACAGAUCCAUAUGAGUUUGAUGCAACAGGUGAAGAAAACGGCACAAACGUUGACGGACUUAGACGGCAACGAGAUGAUCCUACUAAACCAGGAUCUCUGUUCACUAGUGAAGGUCUUCAAGCAUCCUACAAAGAUUUAGAUCAGAUCUUUGAUAAUUCUGAUCCCGACACUUCUAGCGACGAAACCAAUUUAAACCAGCUUCAAGUACAAACUCCACCGGAGUCGAAUAGAUCCGGUGGAUUACACGAAGAAACAAGAGUAGAUGCCAAUAAUAGACAUAAUAAUCGGGGAGUUGGCGUGUUGCGACCAGAAGAACUUUCAAAAAUGUUUCCAACACCACCAUCUUUAGAGCAUAAUCCUGUUGCUUCACCUUGUCAGUUAAAUGACCCUUUAAUGGACCAGACGGAACUUUCUGUACCUCAACGACCACUUAGGCACCUUCCUGACAUCUAUCCAAAUAUGGGAUCUCCUCAAGAAGAGCCAAUUGAUGAUUGGUCCUACGUGUUCAAACCUACGCCCAUCUGUAAGAUGGUCGGUUCUUCCAAAUAUGCCCCACUCACAAAUCUGCCCAGCCAAUCUCUACCGCCUGUUACACUGCCAUCGCACUGCGUAUAUAGACCUUCUUGGCAGUGCAAUCCUACUUCCAACAAUACAGAUAAACCACUUCCACCAACUAGACCUGGAUCGGUUCAGCAACAGCCAUGUCCUCCGAGUCCAGCCCCGUUAGGGGCACCAUAUCGCUCAGCAACAAUAUCCGGAAGACCACCGCCGCCACCGUAUGAUCAGCCAAGCCCAGCUACAUCUACCACCUCUUCUUAUUUGAACAAAAAUUUGAAUAGCAUUGAAGCAGACACACCAGGCCCUACUCGUGCGCCGGAAUCAAACUCUCUCAUAGUGAACAUCCUCUUAGGUGACACUGUGCUUAAUAUCUUUCGUGAUCACAAUUUCGAUAGUUGCAGUCUUUGCGUGUGUAAUGCAGGUCCAAAAGUCGUUGGUAAUAUUAAAGGGGCAGAUGCUGGUGUGUACCUUACACAUUCUUGGUCAGGUGGGGCACUGUUUCAAGAUGACGAUCAGAUCAGGUGUAGUUGCGGUUUUAGUGCUGUUGUAAAUCGACGACUAGCUCAUCAAGCUGGUCUGUUCUAUGAAGACGAAAUGGAAAUUACUGGCAUUGCUGAAGAUCCAGCAGAGAAGAAAAAAGCGUCUUUGAUCGCUGUAGCUUGCGGAGGGAGCAAACCUUUGGAAGGUUUAGACGUGAUACCACCUAAUGUGUUAGAAUUGCUCAGAGAACAGUGCCUGAUCAUACAGAGCUCCGCAAGCAGUCUUUACAGAGCGUCUAGAAUCUAUUCUACGAUGAAAAGUUAUCCAAUGCUUACGCCUACUGUGAAUAUGUUGGAAUUCAAUGAUGGGAAUGAAGUGUCGCUAGCGGCUCUUGAUCAGGGUAAAAUUAAUGGUACGCACAAUGAAAGGACUAAUCGCGUAAUCGGAGUGCAUCGAUGGGUAUUCCUUAGAGCAAAAGGUCCUCAGUGCAGUGGUGAUAUCGUACGGAUGAUGAGAGCUCUACAACCACUAUUACAAGAUGCUGUGCAGAAGAAAUGUACUACUCGAAUGUGGGAAGCACCGUAUACUGUUGCAGGUCCUUUGACUUGGAGACAAUUCCAUCGUCUAGCUGGUCGUGGAACUGAUGAUCGGUGUGAACCUCAACCAAUACCUGCAUUGGUUGUCGGAUAUGAUCGUGAUUGGUUGUCUUUGUCACCCUAUGCUUUGAGUUAUUGGGAGAAACUACUCUUGGAACCAUAUGCCGGACCAAGAGAUGUCGCGUAUGUGGUGGUAGCACCAGACAGCGAUUGUGUCAUUAAUAAAGUGAAAUCAUUUUUCCGUGAAUUAUCAACUACAUAUGAAAUUUGUCGGUUAGGAAGGCAUACACCUAUUUCAAAAGCAUUACGUGAUGGUAUUCUUCGUGUUGGAAAAGCGUCUAUUCAGAAACAAACCAAACAACCAAUAGACGAUUGGUUUAAACUUUUAGGAGAGAAUCAAUUAGGAGAAUUAUUAAGAUUAUAUGCCCAAGUCUGUAAUCAUCGAUUAGCUCCAUAUUUAACGCAGGUUAUUCAAGACCGAAGUUUAUUAGAUCCCGGAGAUUCGCAAUCGACUAACAAACAACAACAGCAGCAGCAACAGCAAACAACUAUUCCUGUUACUGACACAAUGCCAGCCACACCUGAUGUAAUGACAAACAAACCAGAAUCAGUUGAAGGAGAAAAUCCCAGGAGUGAAACUCCAUCGUCGAACACGGCAACAAAUAGUAAUUCUAAUACCGGUAAUACAACACCAACUUCACAAACUGCCACAAUACAUACUAAUACAACAUCGGGUCCAGAUGAAGAGGAAGUCGAGCCUCCAGCUAUAGUUGUUUAUCUAGUAGAACCUUUCUCAUUGGGAGGUCCUGAAGAUCCCAACCGACGAAGACUUGCUAUUUUAGCUUUAUUACGUGCAUAUUCGACAGCAGUUAAUAGCAUGCCUGAAAACAUUAGAUCCAAUAUUAAUGUUCAGAUAAUAUCCUUGGAAAGUAUAAUGGAGUUAGGUCGAGCUAGAGAAAGGCGUAAAAUACAGGACGAGAUGAGAGCUUUAGCAUUGAACGUGUUUCUACAGGGACGUCGACUACUGAAUCAUAAUUCAACAGUAAAAAGUCUUACUGGAUUUGGUACCGCUGCCGCAGCAGAUAUUUUUCUUAAGAGUAAAGAUUCUUAUAGUAAUACUCUUGCAACUAUACAUCAGGAACGAAACAGAACCUCGUACCGGUUAUACUCGCCAGCGUACGUCUUGGCUCCUCUACGGGCAAAAAGCGAAGCGCCGGAAUCUUUCGGCAUCGCUGGACCAGAAGAGUGUGCGGUUUUGUAUCUAAGCUACUGCCUCAGCGAAGAUCAAUCUUGGCUGCUUGCGGUUGCAACUGAUGACAGGGGUGAAAUAUUUGAAACAGCUACUAUCAAUAUCGAUAUACCCAAUAGAAAAAGAAGAAAACGCGCCUCAGCUAGACGAAUUGGAUUACAAAAAUUGAUGGAUUUCAUACUUGGUGUAAUGUCUCAGGGUGUACAACCUUGGAGGUUAGUAGUAGGUCGUGUGGGACGUAUUGGACAUGGUGAGCUGAAAGGUUGGAGCUGGUUGCUAUCCAGAAAAGCACUUCUCAAAGCUUCUAAACAUCUUAAAGAAAUAUGUGGCCAAUGCAGUCUUUUAUAUCCGUCAGCAGCACCUUGUGUGCUUAGCGCAUGUUUAGUUUCUCUUGAACCAGAUUCAACUCUCAGGCUUAUGGCUGAUCAGUUCACACCUGAUGAAAGGUUUAGUCAAGCGUCGGUAAACUGCCAAUUAUCUACACCACAAGAUGUUACGUGUACUCAUAUUCUCGUCUUUCCUACAUCUGCUACUACACAGUCAUCACAGACUGCAUUUCAGGAGCAGCAUAUUAAUGGACCAGAGUUAGGAGAUGAUGAGCUAUUUUCUGCACUAAACGAUGAUAUGCCAGAAGGUAUGGAAGGCAUGGGAGACUUCAAUGACAUCUUCAAUGUAUGGCCAGAGGCUGGUGCUGGUGGAGGACAAAGUCCUAGUGGCAGUCCACAUCGCCCUGAAGGAUCUCCAUUAGGUGGAGACGGUGGUGGUUCAGGAUUAGGCAAUCACGACGGGCCUGGUAGUCCAUUUCCAUGUAGUAAUACACCAAGAGUGGCAGUUGCUGAACAAGCAGAAGAAGUUGGCACGCUUUUGCAGCAACCACUUGCUCUUGGUUAUUUGGUAUCUACCGCACCAACUGGACGAAUGCCACCAUGGUUUUGGUCAGCUUGUCCCCAUCUGGAGGGUGUUUGCCCAGUCUUUUUGAAGAAUGCCUUACAUUUACAUAGUCCAGCAAUACAGCAGAAUAGUGAUGAUCUGUUGCAGCAACAAAGUGCACUCACUGCUCACCCAUUAGACUCACAGUAUACCACCGAUGUGCUCAGAUAUGUGCUAGAAGGAUACAAUGCACUAUCGUGGCUCGCAGUGGAUGCGAACACGAAGGAUCGUCUAUCCUGCUUGCCAGUGCACGUGCAAGCGCUCAUGCAGCUCUACCAUGCGGCGGCAGCUCUCGUCUGACCCACACCCUCUCCUUUCGUAGUGCAGUAUAUGCACCUCUUUCAUGCACUCCUUUACCAUACCGUCACUUGGGGCUUUACGAGAGCAACUGGUUUCCUACAUCCGUCUUCAACUGUUCGUUAGAGACAUUGAGAUUUUCUGGGAGACUGGGAGAAAACGAUCCUUCGACCAUUAAUCGAUAAACCUCCAAUACGAAACACUGACCUUUUUUUUUACUGACCUUCUUUUUUAAAUUAAUACGAUGACAGUGAUCGUAGCAUAAACUUUAUGAUUACCGAUGCACAGUAAUUCUUUUUAACGUUUUUCUAUUCGUGUAAUUCGGCAGGCGAAGAGAGAGAGAGAAAACAAGCAUACUUUGAUAGAUCGUACUUUGUGUUUUUCAGUAAUCGCGAAAAACAAAAAAUAAGAUAACACGAGAUAUUUAUUGACAAAAUAAUUAUUGACGAUACACGUAUAUUGCCGCAUACCAAAUGGAAUUUGAUGAAUGGGAGAUAGAAUUACAUGUGCGAGAGAUUGAUAGAAUCGUGUGAACAUGUGAGAGAACGAAAGUGAAUAAAAGAGAGAAUGUGAGAGAGAGGAAAAAGGAAAGAACGAGUGCGCGUAUAAAAGGAAAGAGAAGUAGAAACAAAUGUGAACGCGCUAUAAGAAGUUAACUUAUAAUUGCCUCUCUGUCGGUAGAUAGUUCAAUUACAAAUCAGAAUCUCUAGAAAAUUACAUAACCAAAACGUUUUUAAUUGUAAAUUGAAUUUUGUACAAAGCUUUUAUUAUUAAUAACGACGAAGUAAUAUAAAUAAUAUUACGUUGUUUUUUAAUUUUAUAUAGAUGAUAUAAAUGAAAAAAGAAGAACGGAAAUAAAGGGAGGCGAAUAUACUUCUUUUUUACAAGUAAAAAUGCCUCGUACAAGCCCCUGGUGUGAGAUAAGUACGAUAAUUAUAUAUUAUAUUAUAUUAUGCUCGCGCGGCACUGGGUCACUGUUAUCAUGUUUCCUGGACCCAUUAGCGCAAUUUUUCGAUGCUGUUUGAAAAAUUUUAUUCAAAUUAGGUGACCUCUAUAUAUUAUACAUACAUUAAUAGUGUAAAAUAUUGUUUUUAAAUAAUUUAUGAAGUGAGAGACAUCGCCGAGAUAUUAGAUAAUUGAGAGUGAACGAAAAGAGCGCGAGAGAAUAAACGAAAAUGAGAGAAGGGCACAGAGAGGUUUGUUCCCUGUAACUUAGGAAAAAAGAAGAAUGAUUUCACAUGCAAACAAAAUGAGUGCGCGAACAUAAAACGAGAAGUAUAUAAGAAAAAAAAUAAAAAGACAAGAGAAGAGAAUACAGGGCGCGUCUGAAUGGAAGCCGAUGGUGGCUAAUUGCGUCAGUCGCAUAGUACAAAUAUGACUUGUACAUAGCAACCCCUAAUCCUCUCCCCCUUAUAAAGUUAAUUGGUUAAUUUACUCACACACCACACUCACACUGUAUCUAUAGUAUUUAUUAUCUGGGUAGAACAUCAUUAUUGGGAUUAUUAUUAAUUAUUAUUAUUAUUACCAUUAUUAUAUUAAUAUUACGAAAUACAGUUUUAUGUGUAUAUAUAA
Frieseomelitta varia is the source of this 7639-nucleotide messenger RNA. RefSeq names its product mediator of RNA polymerase II transcription subunit 13 (gene skd). Gene Ontology annotation, molecular function: transcription coregulator activity. The transcript is spliced from 17 exons. The record is from RefSeq and is a predicted model, not a curated record. Gene Ontology annotation, cellular component: mediator complex. The coding region runs from base 71 to 6070 and encodes 1999 amino acids. Gene Ontology annotation, biological process: regulation of transcription by RNA polymerase II. NCBI's taxonomy places the organism in Eukaryota, Metazoa, Arthropoda, Insecta, Hymenoptera, Apidae.